UCAAUGUUAAUGAAAAAUCAACCUUAAUGCCAGUAGCUGAAAGUGGAAAUCGAGCUGAUUUUCACUGUGACGUAAGCCGUUCUAAAAUUUUCAAACAAGGAACAGAGGUGUUCCAUCAUUUUCUCGCAUUCAGUUUUCGUCCGUCGCUCAGCCCGAUCGGACGCGUAAAACGUUGGGGAGAGCGAUUUUGUCGCGUAUCUAAUAUUUGUUUGAGAUGUUAUCGUGUUGAAGUAUAUUCUGAUUUCCACCAUAAAAUUUCACUAAACUUUGACAGUUUGUUCGUUGAGUUUCAUCUUGGAAGUGUGUUUUCUGUUAUUCGAAGAAGAAAAUAGUUUUCUUUGAGAAAAGGUACAGUGUGAGUGAGUGAUGAGUGCACACAAGUGAGGAGUGAGUGUAGUGAUGGAGGCGACGCCGUUGCCACUUGAAGUGGAUGAGGAAGGGCGUCCGCCGCAGGGCUCCUCGACUGGAAGCGGCUCCUCCUCCGGUACGGGCUAUUAUGCUCAUAAGAACGGUGAAUGGCGCGGUGAGCGAAGGAUGCUGGACAUCACGAGAGACAAACCAGUGAAGGUGUGCGUGCGAGUCGUCGUGCCAGUGCGAGACCAUCCCAAGUUCAACUUCGUCGGCAAACUGCUCGGACCAAAAGGGAACUCCUUGAAACGGCUACAAGAAGACACCAUGUGCAAGAUGGCGGUCCUAGGAAGAGGGUCCAUGAAGGAUCGACAAAAGGAGGAGGAGCUCCGUGUGUCAGGAGACCCGAAGUUUGCGCACCUGUCGGACGAGCUGCACGUGGAGAUCAGCGCGUUCGCAACCCCGGCCGAGGCCCACGCGAGGAUUGCCUACGCACUGGCUGAGUUGAGGAGGUUCCUUGUACCUGUAAGUAGCCUUUUUUAUGCUAAUUUUCGCAAUCCUUGGCUCUCUGCAUGCAUAGUCGAGUGGUUGGUUACCACGCCAAACCCAUAAUGAGCGACGUGUCUUGGCCCGAUCCCCGCGUAAGAUAAGCAUAA
Messenger RNA from Trichoplusia ni (cabbage looper), 1004 nucleotides. RefSeq names its product KH domain-containing, RNA-binding, signal transduction-associated protein 2-like. Gene Ontology annotation, molecular function: mRNA binding. NCBI's taxonomy places the organism in Eukaryota, Metazoa, Arthropoda, Insecta, Lepidoptera, Noctuidae. The record is from RefSeq and is a predicted model, not a curated record. Gene Ontology annotation, cellular component: nucleus. Gene Ontology annotation, biological process: regulation of alternative mRNA splicing, via spliceosome. The transcript is spliced from 5 exons. Bases 400 to 960 code for a protein of 186 amino acids.